Leptopilina boulardi is the source of this 3844-nucleotide messenger RNA. RefSeq names its product protein hairless (gene H). The coding region runs from base 1093 to 2295 and encodes 400 amino acids. The transcript has 4 exons. The record is from RefSeq and is a predicted model, not a curated record. NCBI's taxonomy places the organism in Eukaryota, Metazoa, Arthropoda, Insecta, Hymenoptera, Figitidae.
UGUUGGUGUAGACCUUUGGAUUGGGCCUUGUUUUACUCAAGCAACUGCCAAAAAUACCCUAUGUGAUUUUCCCCAUAUAAAAUAUUGCUGAAAAGCAGGGUAUCGUAGCCAAAACAACAACAACAGCAUCGAUGUUUUCGAUGUCGAUGUCUUACUAAGUUACUACCACCAAUCUGGGUUGCGAUGAGAAAUGACAAACUGUGAUAGCUAACCGAGGGAAAGAAAUCGUUGUUUUUUUUGCCGCGAGUGCAUGAAAAUUACAUAGAAAUCAAGGAUGGACAUAAAUUUUUUGAUCUCAUAGCGAACUGAAGAGGAAUCGCGCAAGUAUUUUAUCACACUGCAACUAAACACAUGUGUCGGCUUAACCGACUAUUUUCAAUUCCUCAAGUGCUACUGUCAACCACUGCCGUAAUCGCUGCCAGAAAAUUCACUACUUAUUUAUACUGUCUGCCAAAGAAAUCUUUCGCCGAUCUGUGUCAUGUAGCAAAACAGCUCUCUUCAUCUCGACGCCUCGUCCACACAGUUUCCAUAAUACGAUGCACUUUUUUCCAUACCAAUUAACUAGACAGUGCGUGGGUGGGUAGACAUCCAACAAGACCGAACCACUCCACUAAACUGCUCAAUUUUUCCGACUUUUCAUCAUUAAUAAUCGGAAAUCAAAAUUCUCAAUUCAAAUUCACUACUCUUAACGUAAAAAUAUUACUUGAGAUUUACAGUCAAAUUCGAUUGCAACUUUUUCUGAUCAACAGCUUGAACUAUAUAGCAAUAUGCAACGAUUUCUUCCUUCAACCUCCUUCAGCUCUAGAAUUUCAACUUAACUCAAGAAAUAUUGUUUUUGAGUUUUACACAUAUAAAAUUGGCUUCCAAGAGUUUAUCUUCCAUGAUUGUGUACAAUAAGAACUUGACAACAUAUUGAUUUUAACGAAGAUUUUCUGGAACCUUUUGAAAAUAUUUUAAGAUGCUUCGUUUUACUAUGAUGCUGUAAAUUUUAAUAAUUAAUUUUAAAUGGGAAAGCUUGUUUGCUUUCAUUCAAAAUAAACUAAAAUAUGAGAGGUUGUUGUUGUGGAGAAUGGGUUGCAGUGGGGUGUCAGUAUGCGUGAGAAGUCAGAAUGUCAAACUCACGCAGGUCACGUGAGGGGCACAACAGAAAUGUGCUCACGUGAUCCUCCUGUUCUUCAUCCAGCCCUUGCUAAGGCUAAUUGUAAAAACUCUAAUCUUCAGUCGACUCACCACAACGAUUCAAGCUCAGAAAGCAGCGGUCUACCAACUCCUGGUGGUCGACUUAAGUUUUUCAAAGAUGGAAAAUUUAUUCUUGAGUUGUCCCACCGUCGAGAUGGUGAACGUACCACUUGGUUUCCUGUACCAAAAAAGACAUUCUGGCCUCCUGCAAGUACCACUCCAAACAGACAAGAGAGUUCCACUUCACUUAGCGUUUCAGACGACAAUUCAUCAGUCCAGUCGAGCCCAUGGCAAAGAGAUCAUUGUUGGAAGCAAAGUCAUCCGAGACGCAGUGUAUCUACUGAAUUUAACUUUUACUUUCGCAGACAUCCUAGAAUACGUCUUUGUAUGCAUCCACGUUUGAUAUCCAAAAAACGAAGGCAACCUUUUGAAAAUGGAACUUUACAAUUAGGUCUGGAAACAGUUUUUGGGUCCUCAAAACGAACAUCGUCUAAAACAAACGGUGUAGCGACUGGCAGAACUCUAAGCUUAAUUAUUGAGAAGCUUUUGCGACUUUUAGAUCCAAACGUUAUUUCACCUCGAAAGCGAAUUCUACGCGAAUUGGAAAGAGUAACUCUUGAAGAUCAAGCAUCAAAACGUCGUGCAACACCGCAACCACCAAAUAAGACAUCUAAUGUAUCAACACCAUCAAUACAGUCGCCGAAACAAUUAUCUUCAUACAGUAUAACAAGUAUUUUAGGUGAGGACAAACCAAGCACAGAACCAGGUUUUUUAAGAACUUUACUGAAACCGGAAAACCAACAAUCAAUACUAACAAAGUAUUCGUCUAAUCAACCUCACCCGUCGGCUAGAGUUGACCCGUUCAUCGCGUCAGCAAACUCCUCUAUGCAUCACCCUCUUUAUGGAAUACCUUUGCUGCCUCCUGGAACUUACAGAGCUCCACUGUGGGUACACUAUUCACCUCCCGUCCAAUAUCCACCUUCGAUGUCACUCUACGCACCGCCAUCCCAUCCGUCGUCGCCACCAGCGUUGGUUCACCACUACAAAGACUACAGGGAACAAACUCUCACACCUCCUUCAGAUAUGCCUCUCAAUCUGUCAAAGCAUGCGGGUUGAAUCUCAUGAUUCCAAUAGUCGGUGCCUUAUUUUUGGACAAAACUACAUGAUUACUCACCAUGCAACGACCAUGCGAUAUAUUAGUAUUUUUUUAUUCAUACAAAAUAAAUAUGUAGAAGCUAGGGAUUUACAGUUGGAUUUUUGUAUAUACAGAUUAAAAUAAUGUCAGUAUAUAGAACUCAUGACUUUUAUAGAAUAAUAAAUGAAGUUAGUAGUAUUAUACACAGAGAAAUGUAUACAAAAUGCAAUACGAAGUCCGUUGCCUACAACAAAUGUUUUAAUUUUAUUGUUAAAUAAAGGCCCUUUAAGUUUUGCUUUUCAUUUUUCCAAUUAUAUACAUAAAUUUUUUAUUGGAGAUAUUUCUGGAAUUUAUUAUCGACAUAAGAAAAAAACAGUGACUUUGAUAAACACGUUAUUAUUUUAAUUAUCUAAGAAUUACAAAAUAUUUAAUUGUUUAUACCUUUUUAAUUUUUGGAUAUUUUAUUAUAUUUUUAAAUCAAAAGUUUUGAAUUAAGAACUCGGACGACGUAAUAAUUUUCAUUACACACAUGAAAUAUUAAAAUUUUAAAAUUACUUCACUUUUUCACUUUUACAAAUGUAUUUUACAAUAUAACUAAUUCAAAUCUAUUUAGUUUACUCAAUUGUAAAAAUUAUAAUUUAUUUUUUGCCAUAAUUUAUUAUUCUAGAAAAAAAAUUCAGAAAUUUUUUUGUAUAAAUUUUUUACACAUAUUUUAAAAUUUUCAGUUAAGAUAUAAUUCAUUUAUAAUGCAUUUUUAUUUUGCUUUAUAAAAUAGAAAAAAAAUUAAUAGGUACUGUGGAAUCGAUGUAUCUCUUUAUCCUUACGCGUUAUCUUGUUAUUUUUACCUUUAAAUAUUCUUAUUAUUAUUAUAAUAUUAUUAUUAUUAUUAUUAUUAUUAUUAUUAUUAUUGUUACACAAUUAUUACGAUUAUUCAUUUUUUUGAAGAAUCGUUAAAAAGGGCUUAGGAUUAUGUACAGAAAGGAUAUUAGCUAAAAUUUUAUUGCCUAUUAUGAAAUUGUAAAACAAAAACUAAUUUUUAAUACUUCAAGCCGUAAUUUUAACGCUUGAUACAAUUAUUUAUACGUUCAUAAAAGAAACAAAAAGAAAAUCUACAACUGAAAACAGAAGUGUGCUUGUGUGUGCAUAAGAAAGAGAGAGAGUGUGGGUCUUUGAUUGAAAGAGACCAUAAAAUGAGAACUGUUUUUGAGAAUAUAUUGUACACAAAUUUAUCAAAGUUAUUAUUAUUUUCAUUAUUAUAAUUAUUUUUAUUCUUUUGUCAUGUACAUAUAUUGAAAUAUGAAUUCGUAUUGCUGACAACUCACAUAAAAAUCUCUUACCUGAAUUUGUCAUAUUAUUUAAAAUAAGUGAGAACAAUCGUAUUAUGUUAGUGAAAACAAAAAAAACGAGUUGAUACUAAAUAUACUCUUUGCUUUAUAAAAAGCCGAAAUUAAUAUUUCCGAACUGCAUGAAUGUGCGGGAGCAAUUGUAUAGAAAAGGCUAAUUUCGUAAAUAUAAUUAUUUCAUAUACUA